AUGGACAUGAUGUGGUUGAUUUAUUCAUUGUUACUUACUGUUGUUAAUGCGCAAUCACGGUGCGAUGAAGUAUCAUUUGUUGAUCGAGAUGGAUGGGGCGCACAAGAACCAUCUGAAAUACAAAAUCUGACAAAAAAACCUUUGUCAUUCUAUAUCAUUCAUCAUGAGCCUGGUUUUGCUAAUUGUUAUGAUGAUAAAUCAUGCAUUGAUCAAGUAAAAAAUAUUCAAUAUGGUCAACAAAAUCUUCCGACCAUUGCCGAUAUUUUUUAUCACUUUUUAGUCGGCGAAAAUGGAAAAGUUUAUGAAGGUCGAGGAUGGGGUCGUGAAGGUGCUCAUUCAAAGGGCUGGAACAAAGAUGCAUUCGGUAUUUGUAUUAUUGGUAAUUUCACAACAGCAUCUCCGAAUGCAAAAGCGCUAAAGGCAGUACGUUCAUGGAUCGAUUGUGGUAAAGAACGAAGUCAUGUAAAAGAAAACUAUUACAUUAUUACUCAUCGACAAUCACAAAGUCCGGGUUGGACGAAUUGCCCUGGUAAUGGCACACUGGAUGUCGUACGAAAAUGGCCUCGAUAUUGUUCGUUUGAAAAUUCUGGAGAAUUUUCAGCUGUAAAUGAUAUGGUAAUAUCUCGUGCUCUGAAUUUCUGUAAAAAAGAAUUUUCAGCUUCUUCAACUGCCUCAACCUAUUUAAUAAAACCAAUGAUUUCAUUUUGUCUAUUAUUAAUCUAUUAUUUGUAA
Rotaria socialis is the source of this 732-nucleotide messenger RNA. NCBI's taxonomy places the organism in Eukaryota, Metazoa, Rotifera, Eurotatoria, Philodinida, Philodinidae. The record is from the annotation of a GenBank genome assembly.